AUGUCUCAUGCCGGUGUCGCACCCGGAGGAAAGGUGCGAUUGACAAAUUAUCCCUCAAUCGCCAAUGCUCCUCUUCCUGCUGAAGGUAACGGAUAUUUCAACAACUUGCAUUUGGCAGGUUUGGUUUUGUUCCUUCCUGCAGUCUUGUUGCGUGUCAUUCCAUUCGUAAAAGCAAGCUGGUUCUCCUGGCUCGGUUACUUCUUCCUCGUUGCAAUUUUGGGAGUCCCAAUCACCAUUGGAUACUGGACCGUAUGCAGUAUGUAUGGUCCACGAAAAGAUGAACGCAUUACUCUACCCGGCAAGCCAAUCGAAACAUAUUUGACCUUCAACGAUGCAAAAUUACGCGAAAAGUAUGGCAAACGUAAAAUCCCAAUGGAAGUAUUCUAUGAAGCAUACUUUGACGGCAAGAUUGAUAUCAAAGGCGACAUGUUGAAUGUUUUGGAACACCGUCUCGACUGGGCUGAUAUGCAUAUGACACCCGAAUUGUUCAAAUUCGUUUUGACUGUAUUGAUUCCUGAUGUUUUAACGCACUCUGCCAAAGCUGAUGAAGAUAUGGUACGUGAUCAUUAUGACCGGGGUAACGAUUUCUACGAAUCAUUUUUGGGUCCCCAAAUGAUCUACACAUCUGGUAUGUUAAGCGACCCCACCAAACGUGAAACUCUUGAGGAAAUGCAAGAUAACAAAUUGGCUACCGUCUGCACAAAAUUGGGCCUAAAACCUGGAGAAAAGCUAUUGGACAUUGGAUGCGGUUGGGGAACCUUGACUGCAUUUGCUGCAAAGAACUUCGGCGUUGAUGCCACUGGUGUAACAUUGGCUCGUGAACAAACCAAGUUUGGUAACAAGCGUAUUGAAUUGAACGGAUUAACAAAAGAACAAGCAAGAAUCUUGUGCAUGGACUACCGUGAUAUUCCCGUUGACAAAGGACAUUACGAUAAAAUCGUCAGUCUGGAAAUGGCAGAACACGUUGGUAUUCGUCACUACUCUCGCUUCUUGGCUGAUAUUCAUGAACGUUUGAAUGAUGAAGGUACAUUUGUAUUGCAAGUUGCCGGACUACGACCAAAUUGGCAAUUCUGGGAUUUGAUUUGGGGAUUGUUCAUGAACAAGUACAUCUUCCGUGGUGCUGAUGCAUCAUGCACUUUAGGUUGGGUGAUUAACAAAUUGGAAGCUGCCGGAUUUGAGGUACGAUCUGCUGAUGUGAUUGGUGUGCAUUACUCUGCCACCUUGGAACGUUGGAUGCACAACUUUGCCAGAAAUUACGAUGCAAUGAAAGCAAAAUACGGUGAACGUCUUUGUCGUAUUUGGACAUUCUUCUUGGCUUCUUCUGUGAUUGUUGCACGGGAAGGAGGAUCAAGUGCAUUCCAAAUCACUGCUCACAAGAACUUGAACGCUUAUCAUCGUGUCGAAGGUGCUUUCUUCAACGGAGGCAUUCACCCUAAACCAGCCCGAUCAUCUUAUGAGAGCGUUUACAACAAAGGUGAUACUGCACCACCACCCAAUCCUGCUCCUUGA
Molecule: messenger RNA, 1509 nt
Organism: Meira miltonrushii
Lineage: Eukaryota; Fungi; Basidiomycota; Exobasidiomycetes; Exobasidiales; Brachybasidiaceae
Product: S-adenosyl-L-methionine-dependent methyltransferase
Exons: 1
Coding region: 1-1509 (502 amino acids)
Biological process (GO): cellular response to biotic stimulus
Source: RefSeq, a predicted model, not a curated record